AUGGCUGAGACUGCCAAAAAAUUCCCGGAUGUCUCUGAAGUCAUCUCAAAAGUGAACGGGGGCAUAAAGAAGAGGCUGCUGCACGGUGACAUUAUGCCAAACUUACGCCGGAACGCGGCUCCGUGCACGGCCGAAGGCUGCAAGUGGCCUAAACAUAAAAAAUAUGUGUAUGUGCCCGUCUCCAUCUCCUCCAAAUACACCAAAGACGAGCACAUCACCAUCAUCAAGAGCCUACUGACCUUCCACAAAACCACCUGCAUCCGCUUUGUGUGGAGGCGCUGGUGGCAUCGUCAUUUCCUCUACUUCUUCCCUGGGACUGGAUGUUGGUCGUACCUGGGCCGUCAGAGACGGGGACAGGCCAUCUCCUUAAAGCAGGACGGCUGUUUGUACUGGGACACCAUCCAGCAUGAGGUGCUCCACGCUCUGGGUUUCCACCAUGAACAAGUCCGGUCCGACAGAGACGAGUACAUCUCCAUCCAAACCGAGAACAUCCUGCCAGGUUUAGAAGAAAACUUUGAAAAGGUUGCCACUAACAACUUGGAAACUCCUUAUGACUACCAGUCUGUCAUGCAUUACAGCAAAUACGCCUUCUCCAAAAACGGGAAGCCAACCAUCCUGGCUAAGAGUGAUCCUGAAAUGAUUCUGGGACCGGCCAAAGGGAUGAGCAGAAACGACACUGAUCGUGCCAACAAGCUUUACAAAUGCUAACCAGGAGAUCCGUGACGGACAGGUGGAUGGGUUCUUUCUCUCUCAGUGAAAGCCCAGAUCUGCAGGACUGUCACGUGAAAAUAUUUCUGCAAAACCAGACAAACAAAUCAAGUCUGAGCUUGUCUGUGUGGAAUAUUAUGGGUAUCUUUACUUAAUAAUAGUCAUCUUAAAUCUGACUCCUCGUGCAUAAGUGACUGUCUAAUAAAGGUUUGAUUGUCUAAUAAAGUUUUGACUGUCUA
This is a messenger RNA of Cheilinus undulatus (humphead wrasse), 947 nucleotides long. RefSeq names its product high choriolytic enzyme 1-like. The record is from RefSeq and is a predicted model, not a curated record. Bases 1 to 708 code for a protein of 235 amino acids. NCBI's taxonomy places the organism in Eukaryota, Metazoa, Chordata, Actinopteri, Labriformes, Labridae. Gene Ontology annotation, molecular function: metalloendopeptidase activity; zinc ion binding. The transcript is spliced from 8 exons. Gene Ontology annotation, biological process: proteolysis.